Limanda limanda (common dab) is the source of this 1145-nucleotide messenger RNA. Its product is annotated as C-type lectin domain family 4 member E-like. The coding region runs from base 133 to 951 and encodes 272 amino acids. The record is from RefSeq and is a predicted model, not a curated record. The transcript is spliced from 8 exons. NCBI's taxonomy places the organism in Eukaryota, Metazoa, Chordata, Actinopteri, Pleuronectiformes, Pleuronectidae.
ACUAGACGUCUUCUUAGAGCCUUCAGCACAUUUGAGUCUGACAGGAAAGAUUAGAACAGUUUUCGAGCUGGUGUCUGACAAAACUAAAUUUAUUUCAGAAUUUAUACUCACUGAUGAUCCCACAGCAGGAAAAUGGCUGAAGCUGAAGUCCUUUACUCUGAUAUUAAGUUCAAAAGAGCGAGGGGAAACACAGAUGUGGCCACACCCUCAACGGAUGAACCCACUUAUUCCGAAGUCAAGACCUCAAAAGCUCAGCGACCUGCAGAGCUGCCUGCAUCAAACAGGCGAUCGGGGGUCACAUCGGAGCGAGUGGCUCUGCUGGUCCUCAGUGUUCUCCUGGCAGCUGCCGUCACAGCUCUUGUUGUAACCCUUUAUGAAAAUACUCAAACCAAGAAGAGUCUCCAAAAGAGUCUCCAAAAAUAUCAAGAUGAAGCAAAAAAUCUCACAGAGAGACUCAGUAAUAAAGAAUCGUGCAAAGUGGAGCAGCCAGGUAAACUUCCUUUGGUAAGAGAUAAAACAUGUCCGGGGUACAAGGACGGCUGGGAGCCACACGGAGAAAAGUGCUACUUCUUCUCCUUGGCUACUUCAUCCUGGACUCAGAGUAGAACACAAUGCAAAUCAAUGAGUGGAGACCUGGUUGUGAUAAACAACAGAGAGGAGCAGGAAUUCCUGGUGUCAAGACUGAUGGAAAAAAUGGUGGCUUAUGAGGACAAGUUCUGGAUCGGACUGACAGACUCAAAGAAAGAGAAUGAAUGGAUUUGGGUGGACGACACACAACUAGAUCCAAGGUUGACAUUUUGGCUUGGCAAAGAUCCAGACAACUGGACAAAUGAGAAUCCCGAUGGAGAGGACUGUGCAAGGAUGGGGGAGAAAGACGGAGACAAGGACCUGAAGACCUGGGUCGACAAAUCCUGCGAAUCGCUUCAAAAAUAUAUUUGUGAGAAACCAUAAAAAGCAUGAGUCUGAAAUCCAGUUGGAUCCGAUUGAGCUUGAGUCCUCAGCCACUUUCACAAACUGAGGCAUGAUGCUUAAUUAAUGAAGAUCUUCUCCAGACAUAAAACAACUUUGAAUAAUAUCUAGAGUCUCAUAUGUUCUUCAGUUUCCUUGUUAUUUUAAAGUGACGUCUACUCCUCCCUCAUAUAGAA